AUGGCGACGACAAUGGAAGGGCAAGAUAGAGUUCUAGCCACAGCUCAGCAAAUUGUAAAGAGUCUAAACAUGAAUACACAAGCAACGGAAGACAUGAUCUUGAUCCUUUCUCGAUUUGAUAAUCGGUUGUCAAACAUCUCCGAUUUGAUGGACGGCAGUGCCGAUGAUAGCAAAACUAGGAAUCAAUUUGAUAGAGCCGAGAAGAUUAUUCUUGAACACGAUCCAGGCGGUGCCAGUAAUCCGUCGUCGAGGAAUUCGUUGCCGUGGGAGGAAUGUCCUGAAGAGGCUUCAGAGUACUUGGCCGCGGUUGAUCUGAUUAUUCAGUUGACGGAAGGUCUGAAUGUCGAAUCGGAGGAAGACGACGACGUCAUGGAUCGAGCUGAGAACGCGCUGCAGUUGGCUAUGUCGAGGCUCGAGGACGAGUUUCGUCAUAUUUUGAUCCGUAACACUGUUCCUCUAGACGCAGAUCGGCUGUACGGAUCUGUCCGUUCAGUUUCACGCUCCUUUACCUUCAACAAUGGCGAAAUAGGAGACGCAGUAGAGAGUUUUCGAGAGGACGAACAAGAAGGGAGCGGCUAUCAUCACGAGAGAGGUGCAAGCUUAGGCGGUGAUUUUUGUGUGGAUUUGAUUCGUGUUGAAGCAAUAGAGGAGCUUAAAGACAUCGCUGAUCGGAUGAUUAGGUCAGGCUACGAAAAAGAGUGCUGCCAGGUAUACAGUAACGUCCGCCGUGAUGUCCUGGAUGAGUGUUUGUCGAUUCUGGGCGUGGAAAGGCAUAGCAUCGAAGAGGUACAGAGAAUUGAAUGGAAGAUUUUGGAUGAAAAAGCCAAGAAAUGGAUCUUAGCUAUCAAAGUUGUAGUUAGGGUUCUCUUAUUUGGGGAAAAGCGUCUAUGUGAACAGGUCUUCAACGAAUCAGAACUUAUUCAAGAACUCUGCUUUGUUGAAACGACAAAAGGUUGUGUGAUGCAGCUCUUGAACUUUGGUGAGGCAGUAGCCAUUGGUGUAAGAUCUUCAGAGAAACUAUUUCGAAUUCUUGACAUGUACGAAGUUCUUGUAGAUGCUUCACAAGAUUUAGAAGCUUUAUAUGACUCUGGAGAGUUAGUUUGCAGCGAAGUGAAGGGAGUUUUGAAAGGACUCAGCAUGUCAGCUGUAGGGACAUUUGUUGAAUUUGAGAAAGCUGUAAAGGCUGAAACCUCUAAACCUAUCCAUGGUGGUGACAUUCAUCCAAUAACCCGUUAUGUCAUGAAUUACAUGAAAUUACUAGUGGAUUACAGUGACACAUUAAACUCCCUCUUGCCAGAUGACUCUGGUUCAUCACAAAUUGACAAUGGUGAAUGUGUUGCAGCUAUCUCCCCUAUUGGAACCCGUCUACAGUUACUGAUCACUUCUUUGGAGUCAAACAUUGAGGAAAAGUCAACAUCGUAUGAAGAUGGUGCAAUGAGGUACAUAUUCUUGAUGAAUAACAUUCUUUACAUAAUUCAGAAAGUGAAAGAUUCAGAGCUUCGAACACUCAUGGGUGAUCAAUGGAUUCGCAAACGACGUGGCAAGAUUCGUCAAUGGCACACAAGUUAUCUGAGAGCAGCAUGGAGCAAAGCUUUGUUGUGUCUGAAAGAUGAAGGAAUUGGUGGGACUUCAAGUGCUUCCUUCAAGUCAGCUUGGAAGGUUCCAGAUAAUCAACUAAGGGAGGAACUUAGGAUUUCUAUAUCAGAGAAAGUUCUUCCUGCAUAUCGUGCUUUUUUGGGGAGAUUUGGGAGUCAAUUAGAGAGUGGAAGACAUGGAGGGAAGAUGGAUGCAUCACUCUUGCAAGGUUCAAGACUUGUCAACCUUUCUGCUGAUCAAGAAAAAGAAAAAAAAAAUAGAAUUUUGAUACUAACAGGAGCUGUUAGCCUGUGACUGUGAAAGCAUAUUUUGAAAAAGGAGAAUAUUAUAAUAAUAUUUUUGAACUAUAUUAUCUUGCACUUGUUGACAACAUCUGCAUAUUAUUA
Molecule: messenger RNA, 1982 nt
Organism: Lactuca virosa
Lineage: Eukaryota; Viridiplantae; Streptophyta; Magnoliopsida; Asterales; Asteraceae
Source: the annotation of a GenBank genome assembly